UAGUCCCGGCUUUUGUCUCAUAUUUUAAAAAUAAAAAUAAAAAUAAAUAAAAAUUUGAUCAACCGCUAUGCAAUAUUCCUUCUUUGAAAAUAAUAUUUUUUCUCUCUUUAAAUGGUAAAAACUUUGAAAUCGCAAGUAAGAAAAUAAGUAUUUCUUGUCUUUUGUUAUUUUCACGUCUCUUUUUUUUUAUUGAGGACGUUAUUAACGCUUUCUUUUUUUAGGAAUACCUUGAAUUUCGGUAUAGACUUUGAAAUCAUAAGGUGGGUUUCUUUAUUUUUUUAUCUUUUUUUUGUUUGAAAAUAUUAUUAGAUCUUUCUCACUCUCUUUUUUCGGAACACCUUGAGCUUUGGUAUAGACUUUAAAAUCAUGAGUAGAAAGGUGAGUUUCUUGAUUUUUUAUUAUUUUUGCGUCUUUUUUUUGUUUAAUAAUGUUACUAAAGUUUUUUCUCUCUUUUUUUUUAGGAAUGGUAUGGAUUUUGAAAUAAUGGUGAGUUUCUUGUUAUUUUGGUGUCUUUUUUUUAUUUGAGAGUACUAUCAGUGUUUUCUUUCUUUCUUUCCCUUUUUUUAGGAAUAUCACAGGUCUUGAUAUGGGCUUUGAAAUCAUAAGAAGGCGAAUUUCUUGGUUUUUUUAUUAUUUUGGUGGAUUUUUUUUUAUUAAGAUCGCUAUUAACGUUCUCUCUUUUUCUUUUUUAGGUUUACCUGGACUUCAGUAUGGGUUUUAAAAUCGCAAAUAUUAUUAUUUUGGUGUCUUUUUAUUUGAGAACACUUUUUUAAAA
Molecule: messenger RNA, 775 nt
Organism: Rhizophagus irregularis DAOM 181602=DAOM 197198
Lineage: Eukaryota; Fungi; Glomeromycota; Glomeromycetes; Glomerales; Glomeraceae
Source: RefSeq, a predicted model, not a curated record